GAAAGUUAUGCUGCCUGAAGAUGGGGAAGAAGUAGAUGGCAGUUGGCGAGCUGGGCCCGUCUUUAAUUCGUGGGCUGACGACUGAUGGGUGAGCAGCUUGCAUUCAAUGCUGGAUCAAGUAACAUCAAUGCCUAUUAAUAUGUUAGCAAGACAAUUAUUGCAUAUAAAGAGUUGAAACGACUGUCGGAGGGUUUAGAGAUGGAGGGAUUGGAGGGGCUGAGGCGAACUUUCAGAAGCGGGAGAACCAGAGGAGUUGAUUGGAGGAAAGCCCAACUUCUAGCCCUUGUUAAAUAUUUAGCAGAAAACGAAGCCCAGAUUCUUGAAGCCUUGGAACAGGAUCUUGGGAAACACCCUGUUGAAGCUUACCGCGAUGAGAUUGGAUUGGUGAAAAAAUCAGCAGAACACUCUUUGCUGAACAUCAAGAAAUGGAUGGCGCCGAAAAAGUCGUUUAAUUUACGAAGAUGUGGGAAUUGGAACUUCUCCAUCCACUACUGCUGGUGCUGCCAUGGUUGAUGAGAAUUUUGAAGGUGCUGGUGUAGCAUCAGAUCUCUUGGACCAAGGAUAGUCACGCCUUAGAGAAAGCGUGUUCGUAUUUCAAGUUUUCUUUAUUUCUUAGUUGCAGUUUGUUAAUUAUUGUACAGUCAUCCGCACAGUCACUUAUUCGGCAUAUAAUUGGGACACGUCAUUUUGACGAGGCAGUUGCAGAUUAGUUACGCUUGGCGGGGUUUGUUAUUUUUUAACUGUUUCUUC
This is a messenger RNA of Sesamum indicum (sesame), 750 nucleotides long. Lineage: Eukaryota; Viridiplantae; Streptophyta; Magnoliopsida; Lamiales; Pedaliaceae. The record is from RefSeq and is a predicted model, not a curated record.